This is a messenger RNA of Capsicum annuum, 2023 nucleotides long. Its product is annotated as probable aquaporin SIP2-1. Gene Ontology annotation, molecular function: channel activity. The transcript is spliced from 3 exons. Gene Ontology annotation, cellular component: membrane. The coding region runs from base 177 to 1241 and encodes 354 amino acids. Gene Ontology annotation, biological process: transmembrane transport. The record is from RefSeq and is a predicted model, not a curated record. Lineage: Eukaryota; Viridiplantae; Streptophyta; Magnoliopsida; Solanales; Solanaceae.
UUUAACACAAAUAUGAAUUGAGAAUCCAACAAAAAGAGGAAAGAGAAAAACAGAUCAGAAAUCAGUUUAAACAUUGACCUCUUCCUAGUAAUUCCGACAAACAUGCUGACAACAGCCACAAUAAUGACUUGCCAACGUCAACAUAAGCACGAAGAAGAAAAAUUGAAACCUCUGCCAUGACAGCCACAUACAGCGUUCCUCCGAACAAAGAAAGCACGAAACCGAAGGAAAAGAUGGGGUUAGUAAGCAGGAGGAGGCUUGUGGUUUCAGAUUUCAUCAUGUCAUUCAUGUGGGUUUGGUCAAGUGUGCUUAUCAAGAUGUUUGUUCAUACAAUUUUGGGUUAUGGGGCUCAUGAUCUCAAAGGUGACAUCCUCAAACAUGCAAUUUCUGUCAUCAAUAUGUUCUUCUUUGCCUUUUUGGUUAAAGCGACCAAAGGUGGAGCUUACAACCCUCUCACUAUCUUAUCUGGUGCCAUUUCCGGGGAUCUCACCAAUUUCAUCUUCACUGUUGCUGCUAGAAUUCCUGCCCAGAUUUUGUUGGAGGCAGAGACCAAUUCCAUAAAGAGCAGCCGUUGCUUCAGCUUCAAUGCCACUGGGACUGUUCAAAGGAGCAGAAAGGCAAAGACUAAGUUACCCGUCAUCUCUCAUAAGUCCCCCCAAUCCAGACUCCCUCUACCUGAGCAGAACUACCCACUACAAAGAGUAAGAAUUGAUCUCUCCAAUCAUUUCAUGGUAUCAGAGAGCGACAAAUUGCUUUCCUCAACAAUGACAAAUCCAUCGAUCGCCACCUCCAUAGCCUCGUCCCAAAAUAUGACGACAGGUCUUUCAAAUAACUUCACUCACUCAAAUCUGAUAAAAUCCGAUAGGAAUAUUUAUGUCCUAUGGCGAUCACAAAUUCUUUCAGCUUUACGGGGUCAUGAUCUGGAAGGAUAUAUUGAUGGAACUCAGGAUUGUCCAUCCAAAUUUGUUGCUAACAGUUCAUUGGAAGGAAAAUCUUCUGAAGAAAUAACUGUUAGUCCGGCCUACACUACUUGGAGAAGACAGGAUCAACUACUGUUAAGUUGGCUUCUUUCUUCUCUCACGGGAAAUGUUCUAGGAAAAGUCGUCAGAUGUGCUACAACCAAGGUGUGGCACGCAUUAGAGACCAUGUUUGCAUCUCAGUCCAAAGCGAGAUUGAUGCAAUUACGUUUGCAACUUCAGACAACCAAGAAAGGUACAUUAUCUAUGACUGACAGAAGAUGAAAUCCAUAGCCGAUAACUUGGUUGCUGUUGCUCAACCAAUCAAUAAUGAAGAUCUUAUACUUUUACAUUCUUGGAGGGCUAGGACCGGAUUAUGAUGCACUAGUUGUAUCUGUGACUUCUAGGCCUGAAAGCAUAACGCUCAAUGACUUGCAUGGACUUUUGUUGAGCCAUGAGACUCGGCUUGAAAAUCUCACAAUCGUGGAACAAGGCUUUGGACAAGCAAACUAUACAACAAAAAAAUCUACCGGGAAUCCUAAUGGCAAUCGUAACCUCAAAGGAGAAGUUGGCUACAAAAGAUACUCCAGUUCAAACGACUUUAGUGGAGAAAGAUCUAGCCGAGGUCGUGGUCGCAGAGGCAGUAACGGAAAUAGAGAUCAUGGACAUAAUUCAAAUGGCUCUUCGCAAUGUCAACUGUGCAACAAAUCUAGACAUAUUGCUCUAAAUUGCUAUCACCAUUUUGAUCAUGCCUAUCAAUCUGCUUCCAAAAUGUUGUAAGUGAUCCUACAUGCUAUCCCGAUUCAGGUGCCAUCAAUCAUCUUACUAAUGAUCUCAAUAAUUUGAAUCUUAAAGGUGACUACAUCGGGGACAGAUCAAAUUCUUAUUGGUAAUGGAGCAGCUUUGAAUAUCUCUCAUAUUGGUGAUUCAAAAUUGAUGUCUUUUUCUGAAGCCUUGCAUCUUAAAAAUAUUUUAUAUGUGCCUGACAUCACUAAGAGUUUAUUAAGUGUGGCUCAAUUUACUACUGAUAAUAAUGUUUAUUUUGAAUUUCACCCUUGUUUUUGUGU